ACGGACCUGCUGCUCAUUGGUUUACUUGACUUUCCCUAAAACAUGGCACUUAGGUUGAUACUCCAAUGCCCUUAGUUUUUACAGAGCGCAUUGGAAUGCCAAAGUGCAUAUUCAGUCUCAAAUUCAAUUUUAAGACAAUACAAGGAAAUAGGAAGCUCCCUGUCCCGAUCCCUGGCUUCCAGAAGUUUCCGAGUCAAACGGGAAAGCUGAGCUGAGAGGCGAAAUAUAUUCUCAAUUCGAACCUGAAGAAACACUAAAAAUUGGACAUAAAGUAAUGGCUGAAGCAAUACCACUGCGAGAAAAGAAGCUGAAAAGUCUACCUCGAUCUGAUGGGUGUGGUCUGAAUAACUUUGAUGCUCUUGAUCUUUCUGGAGGCCUGAGAAUAGUCCUAGUAGGGAAGACUGGCUCAGGAAAGAGCGCAUCAGGAAACACUAUACUUGGCAGAGCGGCCUUUAAAGAGGAUCCCAGUCCGGUGUCGGUGACCAAACACUGCGAGACGCAGAGCGGGGAAGUGGAUGGAACCACGGUACAGGUCAUAGACACACCAGGCCUGUUUGACACUGCCAUCACAGAAGAUGAAUUAAAGUCAAGAAUAGAGGAAUGUGUCAAAAUGUCUGUGCCUGGCCCUCACGCCUUCCUACUAGUGAUCAGGCUUGGAGUGAGGUUCACUGAGGAGGAGAGAAAUGCUGUGAAGUGGAUCCAGGAAAACUUUGGCGAUGAUGCAUCUAUGUACACCAUCAUGCUAUUUACAUGCAAAGACCAGGCUAAAGCUGACAAUGCUCUAAAGGAGUGCAAGGAGCUACGUAGACUCUCCAUCACGUUCGGGCGCAGAUAUCAUGCAUUCAACAACAACGACGCAGAAGAUCGAGUCCAGGUGAAAGAGCUAGUUACAAUGAUCAAGGAAAUGAUCCAAGACAACGGCGGGAAACACUACACAAAUGAAAUGUAUGAGAAAGCCCAGAGAAAACUAAAAGAGGAGGAGGAACGGAAGAAACAAGAGGAGGAAGAGAAGAAAGAGGAGGAGAGAAAAAUGUGGGACGCAGAGCGAGAGAAGGAAGAAAAAGUGCGGGAAAAGAAGAAAAAAACAAAAAGGAAGAACAUUGGUGUGGCGUCGGCGGCUGCUGUGGUGCUGGUGUUAGCUGGCAUGGUUAUCGCAGUGGGGGCCGACACCACCGUGGCGCUGGCUCUUGGUGCACCUACUUUGCUCUUGGGGGUCUUAUGUGGCUUAACUGCUCUUUGGUUUUGGAAAGGAAUUAGAUGCAAAGCUAAAUCUGAUCAUCCAGUAUAAGGAGGUCAGGACCACGAACAUGUAGCACCAUCCUCAGUACACACUGUAAAAAAGAAAACAUCCCGUUGGUCGUGCCAACUUAAGCUUUUAAGCAGACAUACAUCAAAUUCUUAAGGUCUCAUAAGUAAGUUAUUUUGAGCAUUUCUAUCUCAUUUUUUUGCAAGUUAAUAUUGUAAACUUGCUCGCAGGAUUUGAAUUCACUUUUAUUAUCAAGUUUGUGAGCAACACUUAAAUUUCUGGGAAAACUGAACUUGAAAUAAUAUCUUAUGUGAACUUACAGUAACCCUCGCCUCACUCACAAUGGCUUCAAAACGGGAUGUUGACAAUUUAGUGUUAAGUCAGGUUGUUUAGCUCACUUGUCUUUGCGCUCGACUACCCAGGUGGUGUCCUACGUUCGAGCCCCAGUUCAAACAAUGUAUUAUAUAUUUACUUAGAACUAAGUCCACUUUACUUACAAUUAGGGUUGUUCCGAUCAUGUUUUUUUGCUCCCGAUCCUAUCCCGAUCGUUUUAGCUUGAGUAUCUGCCGAUCCCGAUAUUUCCCGAUCCGAUUGCUUUUUUUUUUCUUCUCCCGAUUCAAUUCCAAUCAUUCCCGAUAAUUUUUCCCGAUCGUAUACAGUACAUUUUGGCAAUGCAUUAAGAAAAAAAUGAAUAAAACUCGGACGAAUAUAUACAUUCAACAUACAGUACAUAAGUACUGUAUUUGUUUAUUAUGACAAUAAAUCCUCAAGAUGGCAUUUACAUUUUUUUCUGUGAGAGGGAUCCACGGAUAGAAAGACGGAUAGUGACUAAAUAUUGCCAUCUAGUGUAUUUGUUGAGCUUUCAGUAAAUGAUACUGAAGCCCAUGCCCAAUGCAUGAUGGGAAGUGGAACCAUGACAAGUGAAACCACGACUGUGCGUAGUGCUACCAAUUCAUAUAUCUUCUCUGCGAUGGGAUACAAUUCAAGGUGCUAAGAAAAAGAUCAACUGUUACCGUGCUUCCUCACAUUGCCAUAUUUCUAGACGUAGGGAGAGGGAUUUUAAGGCUUUAGCCAAUUAAUAUAAGGCUCUAAAGGCUGCCAAAAGUUCUCUCUACUCAUUUAACGUUGCCUUUUAUCUCUCUAAAUGGGUAAAACGGUGCCAUUGCAGAUGGAGCGCGACAAUGCGUGAGUGGGUCGUGCAGCGCAUGCAUGAAUUGCGUUAAAUUUUUCGACGUGAUACAUUUUUAAAAAAAAUUAAUUGCCACCAUUAUUGGGAUAAAUUUGAUAACCCUACCUUAAGCCUAAGCUAAAGACUCUGGAUAAGUGUAACAUAUUAUGUCUGUAACAUUAAAUACAAUUAGAAAACGAUUUAAUCAAAAAAUAUAUCCAGUG
This is a messenger RNA of Corythoichthys intestinalis (scribbled pipefish), 2638 nucleotides long. RefSeq names its product GTPase IMAP family member 7-like. The coding region runs from base 275 to 1288 and encodes 337 amino acids. Gene Ontology annotation, molecular function: GTP binding. NCBI's taxonomy places the organism in Eukaryota, Metazoa, Chordata, Actinopteri, Syngnathiformes, Syngnathidae. The record is from RefSeq and is a predicted model, not a curated record. The transcript has 3 exons.